AUGGAAAGUCCUGAUCCGGCAGUGGCCAGCAGCACCACGGACAGCUCCGUGAUGGAAGCGCUGCGCUUUCACGGAAUCAGCCAAUUCGUCCUUUACAAAUAUGAGGAUUACAGGGAGACAGCUGAUUGGUUGCUGUCCCACACUGAGCAGAGGCCUAAAAUAGCCAUCAUCUGUGGUUCCGGCCUCAGUGGUCUUGCUGACCUGCUGGACAACAAGACUGUGUUUCCCUACAAGGACAUCCCACACUUCCCCAACAGCACAGUACAAGGACAUGUCAGUCAGCUGGUAUUUGGGGAGCUGCAGGGGAAGCAGUGUGUCUGCAUGCAGGGCCGCUUCCACUUCUACGAGGGCUAUGACAUUGCCACGGUGACGUACCCGGUCCGAGUGUUCUUCCUGCUGGGGGUGGAGACCUUGAUCAUUACCAAUGCUGCUGGGGGGCUGAACCCCAAAUUUAAAGUGGGUGACAUCAUGCUGAUCAAGGAUCACAUCAACAUGCCUGGCUUUGCAGGCCAGAACCCACUGUGUGGUCACAACGAUGAAAGGUUUGGAGUCCGUUUUCCCUGCAUGUCGGACGCCUAUGACAAAGACCUUUCUAGUCUGGCCAAAGAGACUGCUGAGGAGCAGGGCUGUUCCUCCUUCAUCCAGCAAGGUGUGUACUGCAUGCUUCCAGGUCCCACCUUUGAGACCAUCGCAGAGUGCAGAGUUCUCCAGAAACUAGGCGCAGAUGCUGUGGGUAUGAGUACAGUCCCUGAGGUGGUGGUGGCCCAUCACUGUGGUCUCCGUGUCUUUGGCCUGUCUCUCAUCACCAACAAGGUGGUCACAGACUACAAUAGCCAGGAGAAGGCCAACCACGAUGAGGUGCUGGAGACCACAGGAAUGCGUACUCAGGACCUACAGAGGAUGGUCAGUAACCUGCUAGCUAAGAUGUAG
Messenger RNA from Salvelinus namaycush (lake trout), 930 nucleotides. Its product is annotated as purine nucleoside phosphorylase-like. The transcript has 6 exons. Gene Ontology annotation, cellular component: cytoplasm. Lineage: Eukaryota; Metazoa; Chordata; Actinopteri; Salmoniformes; Salmonidae. Gene Ontology annotation, biological process: nucleoside metabolic process. The record is from RefSeq and is a predicted model, not a curated record. Gene Ontology annotation, molecular function: purine-nucleoside phosphorylase activity. The coding region runs from base 1 to 930 and encodes 309 amino acids.